AGGAACUCGUAUUAUUUUUUUUAUUGUGUAGCCGAAAUGGAGUCUAUUUUCGAUGAUAGCCGAAAUCUGGAUAUGGAUGGAAUAAUGCAAGAACUGCUCGAAGGAGAAAUGAGUGGAGUUUCAGCAGUCAUGGCACGAAUUUUGGCUGGAAAACUGUUCAUGGAUGGACGUUUUCCGGAAGCUGUGGAUUUGUUGGCUGGAACCGUUGGCUGGUUUUUCGAAUUGAACAAUCAGUUGCAGAACGAAGAAGCUGCAUUUGGGAUGAAAGAUGCGUCGAUUAAAGAUAAUUGGCUUUUUGGAGAAAACUACAAACCACUACGUCAGUUGCCCCGCAAGUCUCUGGUGCCACUGAUGAAACAAAAGCUUCCACCAAGUUGGACAGUCGUGAUUGUUGGUGCAACCGCAGCUGAUGAGUCCGAAUGUGUUUUGAUGCAGCACGACCUGGAAGCGCGGAAUGAAGAUCAGAGAGGUGUCGGAACAGCACUUCUUGCUCGAAUUAAUAAAGAUGGACCUUCUCUGAUGGUGCCAGUCAGAAGGCCGAUGGAUACCUCAUGUGCGUUGCAUAGUCUGAUUCCCGUUGAUCCCUGGAAGGACAGUACAAAAUGUGAACAUUGCUGGAACGGGUACAAAAGUCUGGGAAAGAUAAAGAAGGACUUCCAAAUCCUUUUGGGCGACGAAACCAGUAAGAAGGAAAAAUCGUCGGAAACCCUGCAGAUGGCCGAAAAUCGCGCUAGUAAUUUGGUGCUGAAAAUGAAAUGGUAUUGGCUGCACGAUGUCGCCUGUGCGAUUCUCAGAGGUCUUCCUCUCAUCAAUGGGAGUCCGGAACAGUUCCUCAAGCUGAGAUCUGCUGUCCUCACUGAUCUUGAGAAAUUCAUUUCCGAAGAAUACCCCGAAGUUCAAUUCCGUGAUGAGGCCUUGCUGUGCAUUGCGCAUUUGCUUCUGGAGCUGCAGUGUGCCCGAAAACCCUCGAGGUCAGACGGACUCAUUUUAGCCAUCAGAGACGUGAUUUUGUCUUACAAUUACCGGGAUUUCAACGAUUCCGAAUGCUACGCCGUUGCGGAGAAAAUUCAACUGCAAAUCCGGACUGAUGAAAUGCCGGAGUCAGAGUUUUUGUUGAAGCAAACGUAUCAGCGUGGACCUGUUAUCUUCGUGCUUGAUAAGGACUACGAAGGUCUUCCAUGGGAGUCCCUGACGGAUUUGCUGUACCACCCAGUGACCCGUGCCCCGUCUAUUUCGUACAUUGUUCGGGAACUGGAGAAACGAAGUGUGGAUGGUGUGCCGAGGUUGGAUUUGAAUAAGCUGUACUACUUACUGAACCCGGGGAACGAUUUGCCCAAGACCAUGAACCGACUCAAAAGUAUUGUCGAGCACAACCCCAGGUGGAAGGGUUGCAUCGGCACGGAACCCAAGGCAGACUGCAUCGUUCGAGCGUUGGAAAGCAUGGAUAUUUACGCGUACUUCGGUCAUGGAAAUGGACAACAGUAUCUGAGACAGGAAGUUUUGGAAAAGGCGAAAUCUCGAGCUUUGAUAAUGUUGUUCGGCUGUGCCAGUUGUGCCAUUUCUCCCGAGGGACCGUUGCUGGAACCAUUCGGCAUUGCCUACUCCUACCUGUGCAUCGGAAGCAUUGGAGUCAUGGGUAUGUUGUAUCCGGUGACAGACAAGGACUGCGACGAGAUUGCGAAGCAUAUUUUUCGAACAUUCCUGGGAGUCAACUCCGAAACGGGGAAACCGUAUUAUGACAUGGAUUUCGCUGAUAUCGUUGCGAAUGUGCGACGGAUCGCUAUUUGUAAUAACGUGCGAACCCGGUUUUCUUUCCAGGUUUUUUGCCUUCAUGGGUACAGACAAACAAAGGAGACCUUCCGGGAAAAGACUGGAGCUUUCCGGAAGCUUUUCAAGAAAAAGAUCGAGUUCUUCUUUAUGAACGCACCACACUCCGUGAGCCAGGGAUUAGAAGCAGGAGACUCAACUGAGCAGCUCGGGUGGUACUUCAACAAAGAGGAUUUCUUCAAGUCAUCCGAGCCUAGCGAUCGAUGCCUGGGAUUUGAUGCGAGUCUUCAGGCCGUGACGUCGUUCGUCGCCGACAACGGGCCGUUCGACGGCAUUGUGGGCUUCAGCCAAGGGGCCGCGUUUCUCGGGAUUCUCUGUCGUCUGCAGGAGAAACGAGGCACGUUGAAUGAUCCGUAUUACUGUACUUUGGAAUUCAGCUUCGGCUUUGCUGUGUUCUUCAGUGGAUUCAAGUCUCUCUGCGGACCACAUGCGCAUUAUUAUACUGGGGACAAGAUACAGUUACCAACACUGCAUUGCUAUGGAACUGAGGAUAAAAUCGUCGCUUACGAGAAAAGCGUUGAGCUUGCGGAUCAAUUCCAGUCGCCUGUUCUUGUCAGCUUUCCUGGAGGCCAUUUUGUGCCAGGGAAUUCUUUGGUCAAGGCGAUGUUCGUUGAAUUUUUCUCAAAGCGUGCUUUGUCUGCUGAGGCCUGAAAACUGGAUGGACAUAGAAAAUAUACAAAUUAAUCGACGUCAGAAAGA
Messenger RNA from Notodromas monacha, 2526 nucleotides. The record is from the annotation of a GenBank genome assembly. Lineage: Eukaryota; Metazoa; Arthropoda; Ostracoda; Podocopida; Cyprididae.